Messenger RNA from Colletotrichum acutatum, 279 nucleotides. RefSeq lists its product as uncharacterized. The record is from RefSeq and is a predicted model, not a curated record. Gene Ontology annotation, biological process: regulation of DNA-templated transcription. Gene Ontology annotation, molecular function: DNA-binding transcription factor activity, RNA polymerase II-specific; zinc ion binding. NCBI's taxonomy places the organism in Eukaryota, Fungi, Ascomycota, Sordariomycetes, Glomerellales, Glomerellaceae. The annotation marks the transcript as partial. The transcript has a single exon.
GUGUUCGAAACACAGUGUUCCGCAACCCGACCGAUCUGUUCGCGAUGUUCCGUUCAGAAUGUCGAGUGCGAAUGGGACACGGAACCCGAAACGACGCGCCGACGAGCGAUAGUUAGUCGGCUUCAAGAGUGCGAAAGAGAAAACAGCAAUCUCCACGAGUUGAUUAGAAACCUGCAAUCACGGCCCGAAGCCGAAGCAACCGAAAUUUUCAAUCGACUACGAGCGGCGAGAGACCCGUUCCAAGUCUUGGAUCUCAUCCGGAUAGGGGACAUCCUCCUG